AUUAUUUAGCAACAUUGCAUUGUAAUCCUCCAAGAAGUGGCAUGGCUUACACAAAUUCAUAUAUGUUUCUUGGUUUGGGACUUUUUAUUAUUUUAUCUUCUCAAGUUCUAGCUCAAGAUCCUACACUUCCUCCACCUCCUCCUCCCCCUCCUCCUCCUCCUCCACCUCCUCCUCCUACAAUUAUUUUUAUUUUAAACCCAAUGGCAACCCCAAUGGCAACCGUGGAUAGUUAUGCUGGUCUGAUGCAUGAAGUGACACUGCUAGAAGCUGAAGCUGAUCGGAUGACUUUCCGUGCAAAUUUGAUAAAGAAGAAUGUUGCUAAAUCUAUUCAUCAAAGCCGUAAAUUUCUAAAUCACAUAUUUGAUGAAGAAGAUAAAGUUUCCAAAAGUAACGAGGAAGAUAAAGUUUCCUUAACUGAUAAGGAAGAUAAAGUUUUCAAAAAUGACAAUGAAGAAAAAAUUUCAAAUAAUGAAGAGAAAAACAAAGUUUUCAAAAAUGAGGCAGAAGAGAAGAUUUUAAAAUAU
Cicer arietinum (chickpea) is the source of this 524-nucleotide messenger RNA. Lineage: Eukaryota; Viridiplantae; Streptophyta; Magnoliopsida; Fabales; Fabaceae. The record is from RefSeq and is a predicted model, not a curated record.